Molecule: messenger RNA, 2889 nt
Organism: Limulus polyphemus (Atlantic horseshoe crab)
Lineage: Eukaryota; Metazoa; Arthropoda; Merostomata; Xiphosura; Limulidae
Gene: BicD
Product: protein bicaudal D-like
Exons: 12
Coding region: 352-2826 (824 amino acids)
Biological process (GO): regulation of microtubule cytoskeleton organization; microtubule anchoring at microtubule organizing center; protein localization to organelle
Cellular component (GO): Golgi apparatus; cytosol
Molecular function (GO): dynein complex binding; dynactin binding; cytoskeletal adaptor activity
Source: RefSeq, a predicted model, not a curated record
CACGUAUGAAUUUUACAGAAUGAAUUCUACACAAUUUCCGGUUUAAACAUUUGUCGUGCUGGAACUUUGAAGAAGCCAUUAGAACUGAAAUUAGUAUCGAAAGUAAUUUAACUGUUUGAUUAUAACAAAAUAUUUUGAAUUUUACAAAGUUUAAAAGAUUUAAUCUAUUACUCGUUAAAAAUGGCAGUUUCUUAUAUGCUUGCUGAAGAAGUUAUUUGAACAGGAAGUUAAUCAUACUCUGCUCUUACGUGAUUCAGAUGUACUGUCACAGUGUUGGUCCCUGUGUCCUAUACCCGGCUUACUGCAGCUUCGCUCUAGGCCUAAGUUAUAAUAGAGAACGCUUUCUUUACAAUGGGGGAUUCAGAGAAACUGAUUAGUGAGUUGACUAUUGAAAGAGACAGCCUUAAAGAUGAGUUGGAGCGACUUCAUCGUGAGCUGGCCCAGACAAGCCAUGAAAAGAUCCAGUCUGCCCAAUAUGGUUUAGUGUUGCUGGAUGAAAAAGAAGCACUCCAGCAAAGGUGUGAAGAGCUUGAGGCACUUUUUGAUGGGACCAAACAUGAACUAGAUUGUUUAAAAGAAGCAUUUGCAAAAUCCCAGACAAGUCAGAAAGUGUCAGCAACCACAGGGAUUGAGCAGGAAGAAAGCUUGCUGAAAGAAACAGCCCAUAAAGAAGCUUCUUUCACUUCAACUGUUCAAGAACUAGAGCGAGAAAUAAAACAGGUGAAGCAAGAGUUAGCUCGAGUAGAAGCAGAGAGAGAUCGUAUCCACCAGGAUUAUCUAGAUUUGUCCAAACAAAAUGAAGUCAGUGAAUGGGAGAAAAAAAAUUUAAAAUCUGAGCUAAAAGAAAUGAAACUGAGAGAAGGAAGACUUUUCAAUGAUAAUAAUGAACUGGAAGAUGAAAACAUUUCCUUACAAAAACAAGUCUCUUCCCUACGUUCUUCUCAGGUUGAAUUUGAAGGAGCCAAACAUGAGGUUCGACGAUUGCAAGAAGAAGUGGAAUCAUUAAAUGCUCAGGUUGAAGAAAUGACCUCACUAAAACGAAUAGCAGAAAAACAGCUGGAAGAAGCUUUAGAGGCACUGCAGUCUGAGAGAGAACAGAAAUAUGCAUUGAAAAAAGAAUUAGAUAACCGAGUAAACUCUGAAUCUAUUUUCAACUUAAACAACUUGACUCUAUCCAAUUUUAGAUUUGGAAAUCAAGAAGAUGGAAAUAGGACCGAAGAAGAAGAUGGUGAAAGUGAUGUUCCAGCUCUAAAGCAGUUAGAGGCAGAUUAUAUUGGGAAACAUGCUAAUGAUGAUUCCGACAAAAUGAAUGAAUCUCAACCAGCAACUGUGAACGAUCUGUUCAGCGAGCUCCACCUAAGUGAAGUUAGAAAACUGGAAAAACAACUGGAACAGGCAGAAAACGAGAAGUCGCAGCUAAAUGUACGACUGGAGGAAUCUCAACAGAUGCUUGAGAAGACGAAGACUGAGUUGAGUGAUCAACACAAUCGAGUGGCUAAAGUAAUUGAUCAUGUUAAGGCUUUGAUUGCACUUCAUGGGAAAGUGGAAGAUGUUGGAGAAAGUGGCAGUGGAGAGGAAGGAGAUAAGGAUAUCCCAGAGUUGGUGCGACUCCAGAAAUUGCUUCAGAAACACCAGAAGAGAUACCAGCUAGCAGUUCAGAAAGUUGAGGAACUUCAAGCAGAUGUUCAGAAUCUUCAAGAGCAAGGGGCUGACCAGAACAGUGAAGAGUCCUUGGCUGAACUCAGAGAUGAAGUUACAAAACUCAGAAAGAAGGUCCAACAUUAUGAGCAGCAGCUGACGGACACUAAAGACGACUUGUUGAUUAUAGGAGAGAUAGCGGGGGAAAGUCAGGGCAGACUUAAUGUUACACAGGAGGAUCUUGUAAAUGUGUCAGAAGAACUAGCACAACUUUACCACCAUGUUUGUAUGGUAAAUGGUGAAACCCCAAGUCGUGUCAUGCUGGAUCAUGUGAAAGGAUGUCAAGAGAAUAAAGAAAAUGAAAUCCAGGAUUCACCUGGACAGUAUAAUGUUGAAAAGUACAGCAAAUUGGAUCUUCUAAGAGAAAAGCUAAAGACUGAUGUGUCCUCAAAGCUUUUUCAAGAUGGGCAUGGAAAAGUAGACAUCGGCAAGGCUGACCCAACUGUUUGUGGUCGAUUGCUAGAAACCAUCCAUGAUCAAGUUCGCCAUCUCAAACAAUCAGUCCAAACAACCAUUGAGAUGGGCCGUCAGAAGGUUCAUCAUUCAGCAAACACUGAAGAUGCCACGGCUGUUGAGAUGGAAGAACUUCAGGAACAGGUCAUUAAACUAAAGUCUUUGCUCUCAACAAAGAGAGAACAAAUUGCAACUCUUCGAACUGUACUUAAGGCCAACAAGCAGACUGCAGAAGUUGCCUUAGCUAACUUAAAAAGCAAGUAUGAGAAAGAAAAAUCAAUAGUGAGUGAAACUAUGAUUAAGUUAAGAAAUGAGCUCAAAGCCUUAAAGGAAGAUGCUGCAACCUUUGCAUCUCUCCGAGCCAUGUUUGCUGCUCGCUGUGAAGAGUAUGUCACUCAAGUUGAGGAACUUCAAAGACAGUUAGGUGCUGCAGAGGAGGAGAAAAAGACCCUCAAUUCCCUUCUACGGAUGGCUAUUCAGCAAAAGCUAGCCCUAACUCAGCGUUUGGAAGAUGUAGAAAUGGAUAGGGAGCGAAGCCACAUGAGACGGCAGGAUGGACGUGGCCGGGGCUCUUAUCAGAGGGUAAGUUCAGGAGUUUCACCAGCAGGUAGUGUGUAUUCCUCACAUCCAGGCUAUGGUCGUGGUCGUCAGCACCAGCACAGAAACUUAAGCUAAUGUGAAUGUUGCACAUUAUAGGUUGUUAUAAUAGAUAUGAGUUGUUUUGCAUUAACAGUAAAA